GAACUGAAAAUGCCAGCUUUGUGUGAGACUGAAGGCGUACAUUUGAAUCUAUUUUAGUUUCAAAACCGCGUGAUCAUAUAUAUUAAAGUACGGGCCUUAUCUAGUCACAAAAAUGACAAUUCUUUAAGACUUGUCUGGCUCCAGACAGAGUCGUGAACAUGAACAGAGGAAGAAAGGGACCAAGGUGGGGUAUCCUAUGGCUGUGAUUGAUAUUAUGUUUAUAUAUAACAGACAGCUUCUUCACUUCAUCCUUACAGGACUAGCUUCUGGUUCUACUUUCUCCUGCCGUUGACUCGUCAGUUGUCUCGCAAUUCUUUUUCCCGGGAAAACACCAGGGAAACUUUUUCUGGGUAGGAUUUUGAAUAUUGUACCAUGUGGUGGAACUUGAGGACUCGCUCUCGCCUGCUUGCUCUGCUUAUUCUUUAUUCUCUGAUAGCGUUGGUCUCUUCUUCUGGACCUGCCUGGAAAACAUUGAAAGGGUCUCCGCCGCUGGUGGUGGCGCGUGGAGGAUUUUCAGGUAUAUUUCCGGAUUCGAGCGACGCUGCAUAUGAAUUAGCGCUAAACAAAAGCGCAUCGGACGUCGUUCUGUGGUGCGAUUUGCAAUUGACGAAGGACGGAGCAGGAAUUUGCUUUCCGGACUUGAAGCUCAACAAUGCCACUAACAUCGCCAACGUUUACUUGAACAAGACUAGGGUUUACAAUGUUAACGGGUUUCCAACGAGGGGUUGGUUCACCGUCGAUUACAACUUGAGCGAGCUCGCACCUGUAUCUCUUGUUCAGGGAGUCUACUCUCGAACUGAUAGAUUUGACCGCAAUAAAUUUAGAAUUCUCACAGUUGAAGAUGUAGCCAAAUUAGCAAAGCCACAGGGCUUGUGGUUGAAUGUUCAGAAUGAUGCAUUCUUCAAGGAACGGAAUUUGAGUAUAAAUGGGUUCUUAAAUUCUCUAUCUUCUCGUCAAGUAUCUGUCGGCUACAUCUCUUCACCUGAUGUGGGCUUCUUGAGAGAAAUUAUGUCAGGCAAAAGCUAUAGAACAACAAGAAUUAUCUUCAGGUUUCUAAAUCAGAAUGAGGUUGAACCUACAACUAAUCAGACUUAUGGUACACUCUUGAAAAAUCUUAAGCUUGUCAAGACAUUUGCUUCUGGAAUUCUUGUUCCCAAGGAUUACAUAUGGCCUACAGAUCCAAACCUUUAUCUAGAGCCGUCCACGUCAGUUGUAGCAGAUGCUCAUAGAGAAGGGCUUCAAGUUUUUGUAUCAAACGUUAUAAAUGAUCUUUUACUUAGCUACAAUUACAGUUAUGAUCCUCUAGCUGAGUGCCUGUCUUUCAUAGACAACAAUGUCUCCUCUGUUGAUGGUGUGCUGUCUGACUUCCCUGCCACUCCAUCCGCAGCCAUAAAUUGCUUUUCUGGCAUAGGGGAAAAUGCAACCAGGAAAGUGGACACAUGGGUCAUCACAAAAUACGGAGCAAGUGGAGACUAUCCUCCCUGCACUGACUUGGCAUAUAAAAAAGCUAUGUCAGAUGGUGCGGAUGUACUUGAUUGUCCUGUUCAAAUGUCCAAGGAUGGAAUACCGUUUUGUUUAAGCUCCAUUGACCUUACAGAGAGCACGACAGCCGCUGAAACCAGUUUCAGCAGCCGUGCAACAACUAUUCCAGAGAUCAAGACUGGCAGUGGCAUAUUUACUUUCAGCUUGACAUGGGAUGAGAUAAAAACCUUGCGUCCCUCAAUGUUGAACCCUUAUUCAAAAUACACACUGUUCCGCAACCCAAAAGCAAAAAAUGCAGGGACAUUUGUAACAUUAUCUGAUUUUUUGACCUUGACUAAAGAUCCGAAAUAUGGCAUCUUGGUCAGCAUCGAGAAUGCAGCCUACCUUGCCGAGAGGCAGGGAUUAAAUGUGAUCGAUGCAGUCCAUGAUGCUUUGAACAAAGCAGGAUAUGAUAAACCAGGGCCUCAAAAAGUCAUGAUACAGUCCACCCAUGGCUCUGUGCUGAUGAAAUUUAAGGAAAAUCCCAAAUAUGAAAGGGUAUACAAAAUUAAAGAGAAUAUUUACGAUGCCCUCGAUUCAACUGUAGAGGACAUCAAGACAUUUGCCGACUCUGUGGUCGUAAAAAAGUUUUCGGUUUUCCCAGAGGUUUCGGCCUUUCUAGUUAACUCCACAAAGACUGUAUCAAAGCUACAGUCAUUCAAUCUCUCAGUCUAUGUGGAAACUUUCAGCAAUGAGUUUGUAUCUCAGGCAUGGGACUACUACUCAGAUGCAUUUGUUGAGAUAAAUUCAUUUGUCAUUGGAGCCAAAGUUAAUGGCAUCAUCACCGACUUCCCUAAGACAGCUGAUAGAUACAGAAAGAACCUGUGUUUAAAUCUUGGAGACAAAACUCCUCCAUAUAUGAGCCCUAUUGAACCUGGCCGUCUCUUGCAACAAGUUAGCCAGGCGUACCUUCCACCUCCGGCUCCUCCACUCCCUGUCUUGAAUGAUACAAGCGUGGCAGAUCCACCGUUGUCUGCUGUUUCCGGGUUUAGGACAGGAGCCCCGGCUCACGCCCCAGCCCCGGCAGCGGCAUCAGGAUGAAGAUAGGGGAAGAGGAAAAGAUAAUAAUGUAGUAUGAGUAUCUAUGUCAUAAACAUGAAGUUAGUGUUUGGUUGUGUUAUUAUUAUUGUUAUUUUGAUGUUUUAUUACAUGAAGGAGAGGAGGUUUGAAUUAAAGAUCUGUUGCAUAAAUAUUCUGCCUCCACUCAGCGUAAUGUCUUAAACUGGAUGCAUCAAUGAUAGUUCAUGUGUA
Neltuma alba is the source of this 2772-nucleotide messenger RNA. RefSeq names its product glycerophosphodiester phosphodiesterase GDPDL3. The transcript has 9 exons. Gene Ontology annotation, molecular function: glycerophosphodiester phosphodiesterase activity. The record is from RefSeq and is a predicted model, not a curated record. The coding region runs from base 373 to 2562 and encodes 729 amino acids. NCBI's taxonomy places the organism in Eukaryota, Viridiplantae, Streptophyta, Magnoliopsida, Fabales, Fabaceae. Gene Ontology annotation, biological process: lipid metabolic process.